GGCAGAGGCGUGGUCCGGCGAAGGGCGGGCACUGGCUCAGUCUUCCAGAUCCGUCGCCGAGGACGUUCGCUGAGCCAGCGAGGAGGCUGUUGCUUUUCCUAGUCGCUCUUUCCCAAGGCUCGGUCCGCUGGUCCGCAUGGCCCGUGGAAAUCAGCGAGAACUUGCCCGCCAGAAAAACAUGAAGAAAACCCAGGAAAUUAGCAAGGGAAAAAGAAAAGAGGAUAGCUUGACUACCUCUCAGAGAAAACAAAGGGACUCUGAGAUCAUGCAACAAAAGCAGAAAGCAGCUAAUGAGAAGAAGUCAAUGCAGACAAGAGAAAAAUGAUGACUGACAGUUUGGAAAACCUGGGUGCUAUUGCCAACUAGGUGUAUCGUGAGCUCUAUGAUCAAGAUUUUGUAGAGUGAACAGUCACUACAUAUGUUAUAACAAAUCCUUAUAAAAACUAUUCUAACUUUA
Messenger RNA from Pteronotus mesoamericanus, 457 nucleotides. RefSeq names its product small EDRK-rich factor 1. Bases 137 to 325 code for a protein of 62 amino acids. NCBI's taxonomy places the organism in Eukaryota, Metazoa, Chordata, Mammalia, Chiroptera, Mormoopidae. The transcript is spliced from 3 exons. The record is from RefSeq and is a predicted model, not a curated record.